AUGUGUUAUGUUAUUGGUAUAACUCUUGUUGGUACUCCUUUAAGUAAUCAUAAGCAUAUAGAAUGGCAAAAGGCAAUUCACAAUGGAGGUGUACUUCACAAUGAUAUUCGUAAGGAAAAUAUAUUGCUCAAUGAUCAUAAUUAUGACACUAAGAAAAGAUGGUGGUUAUUUGAUGAAGAGAAACGUAAAUUGAAAAGCUUGCUUGACCAUUAUACUUAUUAG
Funneliformis caledonium is the source of this 222-nucleotide messenger RNA. Lineage: Eukaryota; Fungi; Glomeromycota; Glomeromycetes; Glomerales; Glomeraceae. The record is from the annotation of a GenBank genome assembly.